This is a messenger RNA of Patella vulgata (common limpet), 5630 nucleotides long. RefSeq names its product mannosylglucosyl-3-phosphoglycerate phosphatase. The transcript has 14 exons. Gene Ontology annotation, biological process: nucleotide catabolic process. NCBI's taxonomy places the organism in Eukaryota, Metazoa, Mollusca, Gastropoda, Patellidae. Gene Ontology annotation, molecular function: hydrolase activity. Bases 397 to 2121 code for a protein of 574 amino acids. The record is from RefSeq and is a predicted model, not a curated record.
UCCUGUCGUCGGCAUGGCCAUGCAGACGAAUUUCUGAAACUUUCAGGAACUUUGUAUUCUGAAUAAAAAGAAUAAACAAUUUUACGUUAUGUAAUUUUGAAAUAAUAUAUUUAGGCUUCAUACGGACCACAAUAUUUUACAAUUUGUAGAAGCCAAAUGGCACCUACCCACACAAAGUCAAGCCAGAUUUGAAGUGAUACUGAUAGGCUACUCUAGAUCUGAUGAUAUUGAUAUUAAGUGUCGUGACAGAUAAUGAUGAAAGUCCUGGCGAGUGUCUAAUUGGUGGAGAAAAGAAACAAAAUUUAUAAAGAGGAUCAAUCAUGGCCCAUAUACCACAAUAGAAUCUUAGGAUACAUAGAUUUUAUUGCAUCUAAACAAGAAUAUAUUUAAGACCCUAUGGCGACAUUUUCUAUUAUCCAUUUCAAUGAUGUCUACAACAUUGAACCAUGUACAACAGAGCCUACAGGAGGAGCUGCUCGACUAUCUGGAUAUAUUAAGUCGUGCAAAGAUGAAAAGCCAGUGGUUUUAUUCAGUGGAGAUGUUUUGAAUCCUUCAUUAAUGAGCAUAUUUUUAAAAGGGGAACAAAUGAUACCAGUUAUGAAUGGUAUAGGAGUAGGCUGUGCUGUGUUUGGAAACCAUGAUUUCGAUUUUGGUGUGGAUCAUUUAAAGUGUUUAAUAGGUGACACAAGAUUUCCCUGGUUGAUAAGUAACGUAACUGAUAACCUAAAUAAUGAACCUCUAGCUAAUGGGGAGAUAACUCAUAUGAUCAUCAAUAAUGGUGUAAAGAUUGGUUUAAUUGGAUUAGUAGAAGAAGAAUGGAUAGAAACUUUAGCUACCAUUGAUCCAGAAGAUGUUACAUAUACUGAUUAUGUAGAAGCUGGUAGAAAAUUAGCAGGUGCUCUUCGACAUCAGGGUGCUGAUAUUGUGAUUGCCUUAACUCAUAUGAGAUGGCCGAAUGAUACAAGAUUAGCAGAAGAAGUUGAUGAUAUCGAUAUAAUAUUGGGUGGACAUGAUCAUGAUUAUAUUGUUCAACAGAUAAAUGGAAAAUAUGUGGUUAAAAGUGGCACAGAUUUUCGAAAUUUGAGCCACAUUUCCCUAGCAAAGGAAAAUGGAAACUGGAAUAUUGAUAUUAAAAGAGUUGAUCUGGAUUCUUCUAUACCAGAAGAUGAUAUUAUAAAAGAUAUGGUGAUAGCAAAGUUAGCCCAGGUUGAUGAUAAAAUGGAUAAUAAAUUAGGAGAAAUGUUAGUGGAGCUAGAUGGAAGAUUUUCUAAAGUUCGAACUCAAGAAACAAAUUUAGGAAAUUUUAUAACGGAUGUGAUUUUAACUGCAACUAAUGCUGAUGUGGCCUUACUAAAUUCUGGUACAUUUCGAUCCGAUAGAGUACAUCCACGUGGAGAAUUUAAGAUACGUGAUCUGUUGACUAUACUCCCCCUGGUCGAUCAUCUAGUUGUCAUUAAAGUUACAGGUAAACAGAUUGUUCAAGCGCUAGAAAAUGGUGUAUCUCAGUAUCCUAAACUAGAAGGAAGAUUUCCACAAGUGGCUGGAAUCCAGUUUGGUUUCGAUCCCAGUAAGCCCAGAGGACAUCGUGUUGAUCCUGGAUUAGUAAAAAUACAGGGAGACUACCUUGACUUACAAAAGAAUUAUCGUCUAUGUACUAAAGAAUAUAUUGCUAAUGGUAAAGAUGGCUAUGAUAGUCUGAAAGAUUCGGAGAUACUGGUAUCAGCCGAGGCAUGUCCUACUAUAUCAACUAGUGUACAGAAUCAUUUUGAAUCUGUAGAUAUAUUACAUGGUGAUAAAGAAUGUGUAUCAGGACACAAACAAAGUCUACUCUGUCUUGUCAAAAAGAAUGAAAUUGUACAUAGACAAUCUAGUAUUGAUAAUACACGCAAUCCACUGACACGUCAGAAGAGUAUACACGAAGCCGAGGCUGAACUUCGUCUUUUAUCUCCUAAAGUUGAUGGUCGAAUAUUCCAGUAUGACGAAGAGAAAAGAAUUAUAAUGUUAGCAUUAAAAGAUUCUACCAGUUCCAGACGACUUCACUUGAGAGAAAAUAAAUUAUCUUCUACUAUAGACUUAGAAGAUGACGAGGAUCUAGAAAACGAAGAAAUUGUUUCUAAUUAGGGAAAGUUACAUUGCUAAAGUCUUGGUUUAUUCAGAGUAAUUAUAUUUAAUCGAUAUGCAGUGAUGCAAGCAACAUAUUAAGGCCAGAGAUUGUCGUUUAAAUUUGAGGUACAAUAUCUAUGUUUCCCGGGUUAAUCCAUGGAAAAAUUGAUUUUUUAACAUUUAAUUAAAGUAUUUGCUUUUUUCAGAAAAAAUACAAGUUGCUAUGGGUUAAUCCAUGCUAAUAUGUACUAAAAAAUAUUGCUUGGAGUCUUUUAAGAAAUCAAAAUGUCAUUAGUUUACGUAAUUGUCUAUUGUUAAGAUGAAGAUUCAACAUUUUUAUCAGUUUCAACACAACUUUACUUCGGUUGUUAAGAUUGAAACAUACAGUACAGUGUUUUUAUCAAUUUAAAUACGAAUGUGUGUUGAUACAUUUCAAGUUGCCUUAAUUUCGUGAUGCUUAAAUUUUAUUGUUUUUUAACAAUAUGUAGUUUAUAAUUUGAAGUUAAGUUAUAACAUUCCACUGUUUUAUAUAUGGAAGAUCACUAAAACUCAACAAUCUUGCUAAUUAUAAUUUGGAAUCUGAUUGAAAAUAUCUUAUUAAAUUUAAUAUUGCAAUGCACCUCUGGAAAUGAUUAGGUGUUUGACAAAAUGUCAGGCACUAAUGAACUUGUACCUGGCAUAUUCAACUUUGUGCUGAACAUGUAAAAACAAAUGUCAAUAAAAACACAGAAAAAACACAAAUCAGUGCCAGUCAGAAUAACAGGCUUGACAAGGUCUUGAUCACGAUCUGUGCCUGAUAAUGUCCGUGACUUGUUCCAAGUUCUCAAAGCAUUCUCAGACUUAGAUAAUUAACUCAAAAUUGUUAUUUUAACUAAAAUAUAGCCCUUUAUAAAACUGUUGUUGUUUUAAUGUAUCAAAUACAUCAAUAAGAAACUAUGUGCAAAGUUUUGUAUUUCUGGAUUAAAGAUAUUUCUCAUAAACAGUGAUUGAAAGUUGGGUAAAUUCUUAACUUAAGUCUGAGAAUGCUUUGUGAACUGAGGGCCAUGUGCUUUAUUUCUAGGUGAUAUUUCCUUCAUAAUUAGCUGCAAAGAUCUCAUAAAUUGAUCUAUGACCGACAGAUAUGUGAUAUAUUUUUUCGCGGUUGCUAGAUGUUUGAUUAGAUUUCAUCUAAUCAAGCUGCUGUUAUUAUUACUGUUGACAAAAUUAUUUAUUUAUGAAUCAUUUACUGCUGUCAUUGUUAAUUGUUGUACUUGUAUAUAAGGGGCAUUGAAUUAAACCAUGAAAAGAAGUUUAUAUUUUAAUAUAUUUUUAAAUGGUAGAUAGACUAGCUUAUUCACUUGUAUGAUUUAAAUAUACAUUAUGCAAGAGCUAAAUCUGCUAAUUGCAGGUCUUUCUUUAGGCCUGAAAUGUUAUCUAAAUUAUUAAUUAGACAUUUAUUAACUUAUCCAGACCAUAAUCAACUCUCGGUGGCAUCGGAUACCUGAGAUUUUAACUAGAUUAGAACGGUUCGCCAUUUAAAAAAUUUAAUUUAAAAAUGGGAAAGCGAGGCCAAAUCUUGAAUAUACCAGUGCCCUGGUUACCACUAUGCACACAUCUUGUCAAAACUACAAACAGUGAUAACUUGGCUCAGAAUGAUGUAAUUUGAAUGAAAUUUUCAAUAUUUUCAUUGAACAUUAUCUAUUUUUGAGCUAUUAUAGCAAGAAUGGUCAGCUCUUUAUCUAAAUCUUACAGAAUGUAUCUUUAACCGUUUGUACUUCAUUGUAAUGCAAAUUAUAAAAAUAAAAUUCUAAAAGGACAUCACCCAUUUGAAUGAUAUUGAGAUAUUUCUCUAUUAGAUUUGGGCCAUACAAUGAAAAUAAUAAUACGUAUUAUUGUAGAGGUUUAACAUAUUUAUAGGCAAAAGAGUUAGUGUAAACUUUCCCUACAUGAGCAGAGGAUUUACUUUCUAAUAUAUUUCUAUGCUUCCAAAGAUCAACUUUUUAUUCUUUUGAUCCUAAAUCGGAAAUUUACCUUGAUUAUCUGUACCCUUGCUUGAAAAAUCAGUUGUAAGACAAAGAAUGGAUUUCUGUCAGAAAGAGGAUAAGAAAAAUAUUACAUGUGCCAUUAUUUUGAUGUGCUGUUAAUUGGAUAUUGAAAGUUCUCCAAUAUUAGUGUUUGUCUUCAUCAUAAAUUGCAUGCAUUUUACACAGCUGCAAUACACCUUUACAGUCAGUCAAGAUGUUUUUGUCCAUUGCAUUUCAAACAUAUAUCGGAAUAUCCCUUUAAUUUCUUUAUUUACUUACUGUCCAUUGCAUUUUCAAACCAUAGAUCAUAAUUCUUGCGUGGCAUUUAGCAAUUGCACACAAAAUAAAUGGUCCCAAUAAUGUGCCAGUUUAUUCAAAGUUUUAUAUUUUGUAUUUCUAGCUCGUAUAUUCUAAUCAAAUAUUAUUUUGCAUACCAAUAGUACAACCUUAUUUUAUGUUUUUAUGUCUUUAUAUAUUUAUGAUUUACAUGCUGGAUGAUAACCAAAGUAGAUGAUCUAUUUCAGGGAGAUGCUUAAUUUCAGUUGUGAAUACACCUUAAAUAUUCCAAGGCCUUUUUUAAAAAAAUUCUGGUGCUUUGAUAAUCCUGUGUCACUUAAAAAAAAGGGCCCCAUGACGUGGGUUUUGUUUUUCAAAGAAUAAAAACUGUCUCAUAAAUUACUGCACAUAAAUAUUUUACCUCAUCAGAGAAGUAAAUCUAUAAAAAAAUUAAAAUGAAUCCGUAGACUCAUUUAUCAAGUACACAGUCCUGAUAACUGUUAAUAAUAAUCAUAAAUGAUACUGGAUAAUCAUACAUUCCUUUAAACAUGAUACUGGAUAAUCAUACAUUCCAAUAAAGAACAUUAUGAGAUAAAUGUGGUGACUUGAGAUUUGACAUAUAUUAUAAAUCAUUCAGUCAAAUAGUCGAAUCAUCAGUGAUCCUUUGACAAAAGGGGGGUUGGAUGGCUGAAUGGUUAGCAUGUGCGCGCUGUAUCGAUUCAGGGGUUUUGAUUCCCCUGUUGUACAUUACAAGGAGUAGGUUCGCCUGUCCAACCUCGUAGGUUUUUUUCCAGGGUCCUCCGGUUUCCUCCCACUGCUAAAGACCCUACGCGCCAGCAAAUUAUUGAAAUUAAAUUGGACCGUGUGUUAGUCCCGAAAUGACCUAGUUUGUGUUGAGUGGACAUUAAACCUCAUUUCUCUCUCUCUCCUUUGACAAAAUUAAAACACAAAAAUAAAAAUCUCUGACUCCCGCAUCAGAUGCUUAGUAAGGAUUGUCUGAGAACCAGAAUAUUGUUCAUGUUUGGCCUAACAAUCAUUUAUAUUGUCAUAUUUUAUUAGUUAAAAUAUAUUUUGUACUUUUUAUAAACAAAUGUGUUUUUGUUUUAUUAAGUUCCUUUUAUUGAUAUGUUAUAUUUCUAUUAGUUGAAUAUUUUAUCUGCCAGAAUUGUAUUCAUUUCUAUGCAAUUAUUAUUAUUUGAAUAUAUAUGUAUGUAAUUUUUUUUUUUUUUAUCUAUUAUGUUUAUAAAU